AUGUUUCAAGUGUGCCUUCAAAAAUACCUUUCAGAAAAGCGGAAUGGCAACGUUUCUUCCUCUCGUGGAAAUAUGGAAAAUAUUAAUAUGAAUUUUUACGACACGCAAGUGAGUCGGCCGAGUGGUAAUGGAACAAAGAAAUCAUCGAAAAUUAACAAAAAGUCGGCAUCAUUCAACCAAGACAAUAACAGGCUGCACAUUACCUUCAAAUUUUUCACUCACAAUCGUGUUUUACUUCUUCCUUUCAACACGUCAUUCCUAGCCCUCGUUCGGAUAAUCCAUGCGCGUUUUGGAAUUGACGUGAGCAGUCUCGAAUAUAAUAAUGAUUUUUGUCAAGACUUUAUUACCGUUCAAGGGGAGGAAGACUGGAAUCUCGCCAAGGCAGUUAUUGGAAAGUUUAAUGAUAUGAGAAUGAUAUUAAAAGUCGGCAAUGGAAAGCCGGUGUGA
Molecule: messenger RNA, 447 nt
Organism: Acaulospora colombiana
Lineage: Eukaryota; Fungi; Glomeromycota; Glomeromycetes; Diversisporales; Acaulosporaceae
Source: the annotation of a GenBank genome assembly